This is a messenger RNA of Naegleria gruberi, 3252 nucleotides long. RefSeq lists its product as uncharacterized. Lineage: Eukaryota; Heterolobosea; Eutetramitea; Acrasida; Naegleriidae. Gene Ontology annotation, cellular component: intracellular membrane-bounded organelle; membrane. Gene Ontology annotation, molecular function: P-type calcium transporter activity; ATP hydrolysis activity; ATP binding. The coding region runs from base 1 to 3252 and encodes 1083 amino acids. Gene Ontology annotation, biological process: calcium ion transmembrane transport. The record is from RefSeq and is a predicted model, not a curated record. The transcript has a single exon.
AUGAGCAGCGUUGAAUAUCAGCACGGCAAUGAAGUGCUUUUCAUAAAGAAGGGAAGUAGUGGCGAGUCAACCAACAACAAUAAUAACGCGAUGACCACAGAAAGUAAUGAUCAUAAGGCACAGGAAUUGGCUCAUCACGGCGAUUCGAAGGAUGAACAUGUUGAUAGUCAACAUCAUCACCCGAAAGGACCGUUUACAUUAACGGCAGAUGAAUUGUCAGAGAUGCAUCAGAAUAAGGAUUUGAAAGGGUUGCAAAAGAUGGGUGGAAUGUCUGGUUUGAUGAGAGAUUUGAAAACUGAUGCAAAGAGGGGGAUUGCCUGGAAGUCGAAUUAUCAAAGUUAUGAUGAGAGGACGAAUCUGUAUGGUCUUAAUGUGUAUCCUGAACCGCCGGCUAAAGGUCUCUUCAAAAUAUUCUUUGAGGCUCUAUCAGACGAAACUCACAUUAUUUUAAUGAUAUUCGCCUUCAUUUCGAUGGUGUUGGGAUUGGCAUUUCCUGAAUCUGAAGAGGAAAGACCAAUUGGUUGGAUUGAUUCGUUUGCAAUUUAUAUAGCUGUAGCUAUUGUUUGUGUGGUUACAACCGCCAACGACUAUUCGAAAGAGAAAAAGUUUAAAAACUUGUCAAGAGAAUCCAAAAAGGUAAUGGUUAAGGUUAUUAGAGAUGGGGAAAAUUUUAGCGUUCUCACUGAUGAUAUCAGAGUUGGAGAUAUUGUUGAAAUUGAACAAGGAGAUGGUAUUCCAGCUGAUGGGCUCUGUAUUGAAUCAAACCAUUUGAAAACAGACGAAUCUGUCAUGACAGGAGAACCAGAUUUGAUUAAGAAGAAUACAACAGAAUUAAUUUUCUUAUUGAGUGGUUGUACAGUUGCUGAAGGUUCUGGAAAGAUGCUUGUUACAGGUGUUGGUGUUGGAAGUGAAUGGGGAAGAACCUUGCAAAGUUUGAAAGAAGCCAAUGAAGAACAAAGAGAAACUCCUCUCGAAGCCAAAUUAGAUAAGCUCGCCAUCAAUAUUGGUAAAGUUGGUACUGCAUUUGCGAUUGGUACUGUUACCAUUUUGAUUUUGGCCUUUUGGAUUAAGAAAUUGAUGUACACUUCAACUUGGGUUGAGGCCUCAUCAACAUUUGAAGAAACUUGGCAAGAAAAGAAUGUAGUUGAUGUGGUCAAGUACUUUAUUAUUGCUUUGACUAUUGUCGUCGUUGCUGUCCCUGAAGGUUUACCACUUGCUGUCACAAUUGCUCUUGCUUACUCUGUUCGUAAAAUGAUGAAAGAUCAGAAUUUAGUUAGACACUUGGCAGCUUGUGAGACUAUGGGUGGUGCUAACAAUAUUUGUUCUGACAAGACUGGUACACUUACUUUGAAUCAGAUGAGAGUUACCCAAGCUUAUUUUGGAGAUCGAUUCUUUGGUGAGCAAUUGAGCUCAAUACUGUUGACAUUGAAAUCACCACUGUUGCAAGUAAUCAUUGAUGGUAUUGUUGCCAAUUCAAAGGCAAACUUGGUCAAGGGUGAUGACAAUAAUAAGAAUAAGGAGUAUGCCACUCAAGGAAGUAAGACUGAAGCUGCUCUUUUACUUUUACUUGUCAAACAUUUGAAUCAGACCAUUGACAGUUACAAAGAUAGAAGAAAUGAAUUGCUAAGUGAAGAAAGAGGCUCUCACCUCCAACUUCCAUUCAAUUCCAACUUGAAGCGUAUGAGUACCAUCGUUACAAACUCUGAGGGAGAAACCAGAUAUCGUCUCUUCACAAAGGGUGCUUCUGAAAUUGUCCUCAAAUUGUGCUCCUAUCACAUGGCUAGUGAUGGUUCAUUGAGAAAGAUGGAUUCUGAAAAGGAAGCUGAAAUGAUGAAAUGUAUUGAAGAUAUGGCUAAUCAAGGUUUGAGAACAAUUUGCUUGGCCUACAGAGAUGUCAAUCCAGAAGUUGAAUUCUCAUCACGAGCUGAUGAAGAAAAUUAUUUAGAAAAUAUUGAUCCAGUUACCUUGGAACAAGAUUUAGUAUGUAUUGGUAUUGUAGGCAUUAAGGAUCCAUUGAGACCUGAAGUACCAGCAGCUAUUGAACAAUGUAAGAAAUCAGGUAUCACUGUCCGUAUGAUUACAGGUGACAAUAUCUUGACAGCCAAGUAUAUUGCCAGAGAGUGUGGUAUCUUGUCGAAGGAUGGUAUUGCUAUUGAAGGCCCAACAUUCAGAAAGAUGACUCCAGAGCAAAUUGAUGAGAUUCUUCCAAAAUUACAAGUUAUGGCUCGUUCCUCACCAACUGACAAGUUUAUUCUUGUAAAGCAUUUGAGAAAGAAGGGUAACGUUGUUGCUGUGACUGGAGAUGGUACCAAUGAUGCUCCAGCUCUUAAAGAAGCCGAUGUUGGAUUGAGUAUGGGUCUUAGUGGAACCCAGGUUGCUAAGGAAGCUUCUGAUAUCAUUAUUUUGGACGAUAACUUCUCAUCCAUUGUUAAGAGUGUGUUGUGGGGUCGUUCCAUUUACGAGAAUAUCAGAAAGUUUUUAGUUUUCCAAUUGACAGUCAACGUGGUUGCUUUGAUUUUAACAAUUGUUUCUGCUGUUUCGUCUGCUUUCCAACAUAAUUCUUCCUAUAGGCCACCUUUGAGUCCUGUACAAAUGUUGUGGAUCAACUUGAUCAUGGACACGUUUGCAGCUCUCGCCCUUGCCACAGAACCUCCAAUUCCAGAACUUUUAGACAGAAAACCUCACGGAAGAAAGGAUUCCCUCAUUACAAUGAGAAUGUGGACCUUCAUUGCUGCUGAAUCAAUCUUCCAGCUCACUGUCAUGUUCACACUCUUCUAUGGAGCAACCUCAUUCAGAGGACUUUCAUUCAGCUUAGCCAGAAAUGAUGCUGAAAUGAGAACCAUCAUUUUUAAUGCUUUCGUAUUUUGUCAAGUUUUCAAUCAAUUCAACGCAAGAAAGAUUAAUUUUGAGUAUGAUAUUUUCAGAGGAGUUUUCAAGAGUUUCUGGUUUAUUGGUAUCACCAUAAUGAUUUUCAUUUUACAAAUUGCCAUCAUUAACUUUGCCUAUUAUGAUCCAAUUCUUAUUGGUUUGGGUAAGAAUGAUGGUUUGACUGCCUCCAAUUUUACCCAGACCAUUCCAUUGAAUUGGUAUCAAUGGGCCAUAACUAUUUCCAUUGGUUUCAUCAGUAUUCCAUAUGGCUUUUUAGUGAGAUUCGUCAGCAGAAUGUUUUUGAAAUUAUUGAGCUUGAAGAAGAAUAACAGACAAAUUACCAGUGAUGGCUACGAGGAAACCUAUUCCAAAGCAAGUGAAUAA